Molecule: messenger RNA, 1865 nt
Organism: Helianthus annuus (common sunflower)
Lineage: Eukaryota; Viridiplantae; Streptophyta; Magnoliopsida; Asterales; Asteraceae
Product: dihydrolipoyllysine-residue succinyltransferase component of 2-oxoglutarate dehydrogenase complex 2, mitochondrial
Exons: 15
Coding region: 217-1641 (474 amino acids)
Biological process (GO): tricarboxylic acid cycle
Cellular component (GO): oxoglutarate dehydrogenase complex
Molecular function (GO): dihydrolipoyllysine-residue succinyltransferase activity
Source: RefSeq, a predicted model, not a curated record
AAACAUGCUCAUUUAUAAAUAUUUUCGAUAGCUUUUUUAUGCAAAAUUAUUGAAUAAUAAUUCUAGAAAGAGGCUGAAAAUUUGGCUCCCCUAUUCUCUCUCUCUUCCUUUCUCUCUGGAAUAAAUUCGUUCAUCUGUCUGUCUGUAUAAUCAACAAAAACCCACGUUUCUCUGUCAGAAAUUCUUCAUCAUUUUCAACCAGGGAACAUUAGAGGCAUGAUGUGGGCGGUUCUGAGGCGGAAAGCUGCUUCUGCGGGUUCGUCGAAUCUCGUGAGUUAUGGCAAAAUGCAAUCUUUGGGGAAAGCUCGGCCAGCAUUGGCAGGAUCUAUGUCACAAAGUUAUGCUGAUACGAUCUUGACACCUGAGGCACCAACUCUUGGAAGAAAUCCUAAACUAGCACGUCAAAUUCAUCUAGGUGUUCCCGUUAAUUCAAUGCCUAUAAGGAAUGUUGUCUCAUCAUUAAAAUCAGAUUUUUCAACCCAGAUGUGGAGUCGAUCUUUUUCAUCAGAUAGUGGUGAUUUGGUUGAUGCUGUUGUCCCUUUUAUGGGUGAAUCUAUUAGUGACGGCACUCUGGCAACCUUUUUAAAGAAACCUGGUGAUCGUGUUGAGGUUGAUGAGCCAAUUGCCCAAAUUGAAACUGAUAAGGUGACAAUCGAUGUUGCUAGUCCUGAAGCUGGUGUUAUCCAAGAGUUUGUGGCAAAAGAAGGAGAUACGGUGGAGCCCGGUACAAAGGUUGCGAUUAUAUCAAAAUCAGGUGAAGGUGUGACUACUCAUGUGGCACCAUCUGAGCCGCCUACUCAGGAUGCAGCUGCAAAGGCGGAGAAACCAUCAUCGCCGCCACCACCGCCGCCACCUCCUCAACCUGAAACCCAACCGCCAAAAGCGGCACCUAAACAACCAUCUUCUAAACCUUCGGCCACAGAACCUCAAUUGCCUCCAAAGGAUAGGGAAAGACGGGUACCAAUGACAAGGCUCAGGAAGCGUGUUGCAACACGAUUGAAAGAUUCUCAAAAUACUUUUGCAUUGUUGACUACGUUCAAUGAAGUUGAUAUGACAAAUUUGAUGAAGCUUCGAUCUGAAUAUAAAGAUGCUUUUCUCGAGAAGCAUGGAGUGAAGUUGGGACUCAUGUCUGGAUUUGUGAAAGCUGCUGUUAGUGGACUCCAGAAUCAACCAAUAAUCAAUGCGGUUAUCGAUGGAGAUGACAUCAUAUACAGAGAUUAUAUCGAUAUCAGUAUUGCUGUUGGUACUCCUAAGGGUCUCGUGGUUCCGGUGAUCCGUGACGCUGAGAAAAUGAACUUUGCUGAAAUAGAGAAAACAAUCAACACUCUUGCUAAAAAGGCCAACAAUGGCUCACUGUCGAUUGAUGAGAUGGCUGGUGGUUCAUUCACCAUCUCGAAUGGGGGCGUUUAUGGAAGCCUUUUAAGUACUCCCAUCAUUAACCCGCCUCAGUCUGCUAUUCUGGGUAUGCACUCGAUAGUGAACAAACCGAUGGUAGUUGGGGGUGAAAUCAAAGCUAGGCCUAUGAUGUACGUGGCGUUAACCUAUGACCAUAGGUUGAUAGAUGGUAGAGAGGCUGUGUUUUUCUUGAGACGUAUUAAAGAUGUCGUUGAAGACCCUAGAAGAUUGCUACUUGAUAUCUAAAGAAACACAUGAGCUAACAAAACGCAUGCGUUUCGCUUUCUUUUUGCAAAAAACCAAAUAAAAAACCGUUAAUGUCGGUAGGCUAUUGAGUCACUUUUGAGGAUACAAUUAUCGAACGCUUGUUCAUUCUUGUGCAUUUGAAGCUUUGGGCUCUUGUUUUAUCUAUGUAUGCAGAGAAUGAGCUCUUUUAAGUUUAUGGGAACUUUGGAUCAUUCUUUUUGUCA